AUGUCUGACUCCAAAAUUAUUCUUCACUGGCUUAACUAUUCCCGUUCACAAAGAGUCCUUUGGUUAUUGGGAGAAUUGAAUAUUCCAUUUGAAUUAAAAGUCUACUUGAGAAAUAAGGAAUUUAGAGCUCCCAAAGAGUUGGAGAAUGUUCACCCAUUGGGAAAGUCUCCUGUCAUUGAGGUUAUUGAUAGCAAGACUGGUAAAUCUGAAAUCAUUGCUGAAACUGGUCAUAUUUUUAACUACAUCUUAUCAAACUAUGACACCACUAAUAUCUUGAUUCCCUUCAAUCGUGAUCUUCAAAGCCAAGUUGACUACUUUUUACAUUACACAGAAGGAACAUUACAACCAAAAUUGGUUGCGCUAAUGGUUCACGGAGUAGCCAAAAAGAAAGCUCCUUUCGGAGCCAGAUUCUUAAUGGGAUUGUUGAUGGGUGGUAUUGAUGAUGCAUUCUAUAUUCCAGAUUUGAAAAAGAACUUGAAAUAUUUAGAAAAUAUCAUCCACAAGCAACAUGAAAAAGGUAGUAAAUACUUUGUUGGCGAUAAACUCUCWGGUGCUGAUAUUAUUUUGGAAUUCCCUGUGAUUACCAAYAUUUUCCAAAACAAACGUGGGGCUGAACAGCUUGGUGCUGGUGACGUCGAAAAAGAGUAUCCACAUUUGAACCAAUGGGCAGAAGACAUAAAAAAGGAACCCAAAUACAUCAAGGCUCAAGAAUUGGUUGCUAAACACGAAACUGUUAAGCCUAACAUUUAG
Messenger RNA from Candida albicans SC5314, 750 nucleotides. It is a transcript of the gene GTT12, whose product is annotated as bifunctional glutathione transferase/peroxidase. The record is from RefSeq and is a predicted model, not a curated record. Bases 1 to 750 code for a protein of 249 amino acids. Lineage: Eukaryota; Fungi; Ascomycota; Pichiomycetes; Serinales; Debaryomycetaceae. The transcript has 2 exons.